AUGCCUGUCAUCCCCGAGCCUGCUAGCUUCCCUACUGCCCACGGCAGUAACAAAGAUAGCCCUUCCAACUCCUCGGAGCAGAGAGACCCUGGCCAGGAUACAAAGAAAGCCUCGAUGCUCGAUCAUCUGUCAAAGGGCCCUCAGAUCCCGGACAACAUGCCACCCAAAGCAACAAAGGAAGAGAUUGAGGCGCGUAAGAAGGAGCUGAACCAGUGA
Molecule: messenger RNA, 216 nt
Organism: Aspergillus uvarum CBS 121591
Lineage: Eukaryota; Fungi; Ascomycota; Eurotiomycetes; Eurotiales; Aspergillaceae
Exons: 2
Coding region: 1-216 (71 amino acids)
Source: RefSeq, a predicted model, not a curated record